AUGCGGAUCUACAAGCACAAAACGCAAAGAUUGAGAGCCAGCGAGGAGCUGAUCCGUGAAGCGCUCGCGGACAUCAGAUUCCGGGGAUUAACGAUGAAAGCCGCCUCCGAGAAGUACGGAAUACCAUACACAACGAUGCAUUCGGUUAAAAAGAGAGCAAUUGAGGCAAUGGGAGACGCGUGGGGCGACGCCUCUAAGCCUACCCGAACGGGCCUCAAAAAAACCGGGAUGAUCUCCAAAUUUGCGUCGCGCCAAGUCUUCUCGUCCCAUGAGGAGCGAAAUCUCGAGGAAUACCUCAUUGUGUGUUCAAAGCUGAGCUUUGGGCUCACGUUGGAGGCCACACAAAAGUUGGCGUAUGAGCACGCCAAAUUUCUGCAGCGACGAUGCCCGCCAAACUGGGAGCGGGAGAAAAAGGCAGGUAGAGAUUGGAUCGCUGGCUUCCUCAAAAGGCAUCGACAAAUUUCACUGCGCAAACCCGAAAAUACAUCUUUGGCCAGAAAUAUUAGCUUCAACAGAGAAAAUCUGAGUAUCUUUUAUGAUAACCUCGAAUAUCUAUUGAAGCAGCACUCCUUUGCGCCAUGCAGAAUUUGGAAUCUCGAUGAGACUGGCUUGAGCACUGUCCUGCAAGCGCCGAGAGUUGUGGCUCCGACCAAUGCCCGACAAGUCGGUCAGUGUGUGUCCGGAGAGCGAGGAGUAAUGGUGUCCAUCGUGGGAAUUGUUAAUGCAUCUGGAGGCUACAUGCCUCCAGUGUAUUUGUUUCCAAGGAAGCGGCUUCAGAGCGUCUUCAUGGAGGGUGCCCCGUCCGGGGCGAUUGGCCUUCACAGCCAAAACUCGAGUUCAUCCUCAUAUAUGGACACAGAAAACUUUUUGAAGACGCUCGAUCACAUCCUUGUCCAUGCCGCACCGUCCAAGGAGGACCCCAUCCUCCUCAUUCUGGACAAUCACGCUUCCCACACAAGUCUGGAUGCGAUCAAGAAGUGUCGGGAGAAUGGUAUUCAUAUGCUGACACUGCCGCCACACACGAGUCACAAGACUCAGCCAUUGGAUAUCAGUGUGUUCGGCCCAUUUAAGUCUUAUUGCAAGACUGCUUUUAAUGACUGGAUCACGGAAAAUGCUGGACAGAAGAUCACAUUGCACAAUAUUGUGCGUAUUUCCGCAAGCUCCAUCGUGAAGAGCUUUUCCACUCACAAUAUCUGCAAGGGAUUUGCAAAAUGCGGAGUGCAUCCAUUGGACAGGUCGAAGUUAAUGGAAUGCAUCGAAUCCCCGAUGGAAAAUGCUUCACGAAACACUGCAGCGAAGACGCCACAGAUGCCAUUUGAGUCAUCGACAGCAUCGGACGAUAUUCGUCCAAUCAAUUUUGGUGAUUCAGUGACUGAUGAAGAAUUCGACUUGCCGUUUCUGAUGCCACCCUGUAGUCAACAACUUCCAACUGAACAGGACAUUGAGGAGGAUAUAUAUAUUUCAUCAACGCCUCCCCCGGGUGAUUUGGAGGAUUUUGUAAUUGCCAAAGAUCAAUCGAACUCUUCUCCUCACCUGAACAGUGAUUCCGUUCUGAUGAGAUCUGAGGACGAGGCGCUUGAUUUCAGCCGAGGGGCCAGAGAAGAUAUUCAUGAGAUCCCAAACAUUAACAAGAGGCUACACUCCAUGAUUGGCGGUCCUCUGGACCUCACUUACCCGUCAGUGCCGCCAUACAGCCAGCUAAGAUUUGGCGGAGUAGAGCUUCAUCGGCCAUUGCCGAAUCCACAGGCUGUUCAGAAAUCAGCAAAAUUUACCCGGCAAGUGUCUUCAGCGAUUCUGACUGGAUCACCAGAGAUGAAGAAGAAGGAGGAGCAGGUGAUGAAGAGGAAUCUUAAGAAGGAGGAGCAGAAGAAGAUCCAGGAGGAGAAGCGUGAAUUGAAGAAAAAGAUCCAGGAGGAGCGACUGAAAUCGAAGCUCAAGAAAAAGAAGCCAGAGAAUCGUAAGAAGACUGAACAAAAAGUGGAAACUGAUGUUCCCAAAAGGAAGAGAGGGAGGCCUAGGAAGACCCCUUUAAUAUAG
Phlebotomus argentipes is the source of this 2037-nucleotide messenger RNA. RefSeq lists its product as uncharacterized. The transcript is spliced from 3 exons. NCBI's taxonomy places the organism in Eukaryota, Metazoa, Arthropoda, Insecta, Diptera, Psychodidae. The record is from RefSeq and is a predicted model, not a curated record. Gene Ontology annotation, molecular function: DNA binding. The coding region runs from base 1 to 2037 and encodes 678 amino acids. Gene Ontology annotation, cellular component: nucleus.